UCACGAUUGGCAGUUGUGCUUGAAAGCAGCAAGAGAUUGGUGAUAUAUAUUAGGCUAAAAGCUUUGCCAAGAAUUGACUGUUCUGAUAUAGAACCGACAAUUUGUAACGUAACAGAUUGUAUUUUGUAAAACAAAAUAAAACUGUAAAAGUUCAAAAAUUAAAGCGAAUAUAUAUACAGGAGAAAUUUUCGCCAGAGCCAAGUUCAUAAUUUCAUACUUGACGUCAACAUUGCAACAUUGUGCCGAGGAGGGCGGACGUUAAAGAGAAUUAAAGAUUAACAAGAAACGAGACAACUACAAAAUGAAGUGGGCCAUUUUAUUGCUCGUCGUACUGGUCGCUAUUUCGUCAGUCUCUUCUCGAAGAAAGCGUGAGUUGUUUUCUGUUUUAUUGUUUUAUUUUUAAUAUUUUGUUCUUUAAUUUUCAACAGGGGUGUUUUUUUAAACUUUUUUUUCUAACUUGAUAAUGAUAUAUCUUGUACAAAUAAUAAUUGUUCACAAAAUAAAAGACAUAUCUGAUUUGUCAUAUGCAUGGAAACAGUUUUCGCGAAAUGGUCGAACGCGGAAUUAGGUGCGACCGUGUCAACUUGAAUCGGCUUGAAACAAAGCCAAGGAUAUUCUAAAUUGACGGGCGCAUAAUAUCAUUAGUGUAAUAUUUGCAAACUAAAAUAUAUUCUCGUGUAUUUCAUUUUGAUAUAACGAACAGAAAAACAUGGCAACAGGGCACUAUUAAAGACUUAUCCAGUUAAAAACUGGAAUUUUGCAUAGUUUUGAGGUUAUUUCAUAAGGAACAUAGAGAAUUAAGAUUGGCACAUUAGGGUUCUAAUUUCCUUAUUAGAAUACCUGUUGCUUCUUUAAAUUGGACAACUCUAGAGCUGACAAAAAGUUUUCAUUGACAAUUGUUAUAAAUAUAUGUGACUUGGCGUUGUAAAAGAAUUCAGGAACUCUUGCCAAGGAAUUCUUUCAUUUGGUUAUGUGAUUUCUGUGUAUGCGUGAGGAUCCACUUUCAAGUUCCGUGCGGAUGAACGUAUUUCCUAAAUCCUGUGUACUUCAAACUUCCUGAAAUUCACUCUCCCUUAAUAUGCGCACAACAGAAAUGGCUUUCAUACAAAAUAAUAUUGUAUACGACUAGGUUUGGUUUGGGGUAACGUACGACCGUAAUCGAUAUCAUGCGUAAAUUAACUGCUUGACACUGUCUUUCCCUGUAUAGACCGCGAGCAGUUUGCCCAAAAAUCUAAAUCCGCGGACUGAAAUUAAGGAGGGUCAGGAGGAACCGCUUGCAAUCUAUUCCCUUUGUGCAAAAUUUACAUACCCUCAUGAUAAAAAUUCCUGUAAACUCAUGUUGAUCUUCUUCAAGUAAUCCCCCAACUCAACCAUGGUUCACAACAUUAAACUUCGGAAGAGAGUGAUGACGAGUUUUGUUUCUUUUAAAAAUUUGAAAUUUGAAGUUUAUAUGAUAAUAAUAUAUUAUGAAUUCAAAACGGAAUUUGACCUUGCAAUAUUGGGUGAGGGGGUUAGGUUAAGGGAUAAUUAAGUUCUGGAUCGAUUAGGAUGACACCACAUCUGUUUAUUAAAUAGAGAAUAAUACAUGCAUGGGUGCGCGGAAAUAGAGAUUUAUUUCGAGUGUUGAACAUGAUAUCUCAAUCUCAAGAGUUCAACACGAGAAAUAAAUCUAGAUCUGGUAUUUCCAAGCAUCUAUGUAUUUUUCUGUUUAUUAUAUAAAGGACAGUCUUUGAAAAGCGAUAAUUUUUACAGAAAAGCGAUAAUUUUCACAUGUGAAAUUAUCAUAAAUAAUCUCACAUGUGAGAUUAUCAGUUUUAUCAGCGCUCGAAAUCUGUAUAAAGCACUAUAUUUUAUAUAAUAAAAAUGAAUGAUACACAUAGCCUAUAACUGGGAAUUUGUGGCAAGGUGCCCUGAACUAAUUGAUUUCAAAUUUAAAUCCAUUCGCAUAUUGAGUUUCGUAUACUCUUUCAGAUACAAACACUUAAUCUACAAGCACUUGUUUUUUUUCUACUUAAUGUUUUUCUACUUAAUGUUUACUUAAUGUCUCUAUAGGCUGAAGGAUUCCCUUUCGAAAACGAAAUUUCCUGAUUCAGAGGAUGUUUAACAUAACUUGCAUUCUUCCUUGUGUUUUGUCCAAUUUAACGAAUUCCUUGUUAAUGUUACUAUCUAAACCGCUAUGGUCUUGUAAAAUUUAUAUAUAUAUUUUUAUAUUUUUUUUCAGGGAAGACCAAAAGAGUAAAAAAUGCAUUAAAAUGUGAGUUUUUUUUAUAUUAAAGAUUUUUUAUAUUAAAGGCUACGUUUACAAUGUACCGCGGAUAGCAUUUCGUAGCGACGUGAAAAAACACCUAUCCGCGGUACCUUUUAUAUAUAGGAACGCUAUUUUAGUAUUUUCAGAGGAAUUAUUGCAAUGGAGAGAUGUUAAUUUUCUCAGCUUCUGAAUGUUGUACAUUCCAUAUUGGACAUAGGUGCUUUUUCGCGCCGCUACGGAAAGCUAUCUGGGGCUGUGGUUAAUUUUAAUAGUCCGUACAUUUGGACAGCGUUGAUGAUAAAAUAACUUUGUCUUCGGUACAGUGGAUUAAAUUGCUACAAUCAUCCUUACAGUCGUGUAAGGUCAAGUGUAAGAUAUAAUAACAAAGACCUUGAAAUGAAAAGACAUAAGUGUCGAAAACUGCACGUGCAUAAAAUGAUAUGAAUAUACAAAUUGUUUCCGGUGUUGGUUGAAAGUUGUUAUUAAAUUGCAUACGUAUUUCAAAUGGACGUGCUGGCUUAGGAUUGCUACGUGCAUAUUUAUCUAACAACUGUAAUGUUUUUGACGUGCGAUGUUGCGUCCUAAAAAUACUUUUUGCCGAGUCACCUUACGAUGGACACCAGAGGCGAAGGGGCGCCACAGUCCUCCCCCCCCCCCCCACAAUAAUUUCUGAACGCCUUUGCAUGGUGGUAAUUGCUUAUAAAAUUUCACUUUUACAUCUGAAAUUCCACAUCGACACGUACACCUUCUUUAAUAAUCAUUUGCCUGCUAACAAAUCGAACACUGACAUAUGCCACUGUUGACAUUGAUUUUCAGUCUCCAAAUAUUUGAGUGAGUCGUGCCUUCAACCCUUGAAUUGUUUUGUUCUUCAUUUGCCCAACCUUUUAGUUACUCAAAAUUUGUUCACCCAAACCUUUCGUCGGUGCUGCCUACAUAAAUAAUGACCUGUCCCUUAUCCAAAUAGUUGUCUAAAACGUGUUUUGUUUUGUUCUCAUUAGAUGUUGGAUGCAAACCCGAAGACGGUAUUUGUGACAAACGACCACAACGUUACUGCCAAUUUAGCCGCUUUCAGUACCAAUGUCCCAGGAAGUGUGGCAAAUGUGGUGAGUAUUUCAAUUCCAUGGAUUGUAAAAUAACUUAUUUUAUUAUCCAUGGUAUUUCACUGUAGAUAAAAGCUGGCUUGCACUAUCAAAUACAAUUGGGGUCAACCUGCAGUUAUCAGAGGGAGAAAAUAAUGUUCAGUCUUUUCAUUAUAUAAUUAUGUUGUAUUUGAGACAAAUAAAUAGAAUGUAAUAAUAUAUUUACAGCCACCAAUAUACUUAUCAGAUCUUCUGUAAUUUAUCCUAACUUGACCUCUGUUUACCCUCUGUAGCACCAUUUGAACCUAAGUGUCCCAAGGAACACGUUUUCGGUUGCUGUUGGGAUGGAACUGCAGCAACUAACAUAGAAAAAAGUAACUGCCCAGGUAACGCUUCUGUCAUGUGGCAAAGUAGCAAUGCUUUCAACUCUGCAAAAUUCGAUUCCUGAUACAGGCACUUACCUAAUGCCGGUUGUAUAAAAGGCUGCCCGUUUUGUAUAGUUAAAUGGUAUACACACGCAAAAAUCUGACAUCUUGUAGCAAGUCUGCUAACAAGCCGUCAACAAGUUGUGUUCGCACUGCUUGGCCUGCUUGUCAACAAGUGUGGAACAACUUGUUAACAGUUGUCACAACCUUGUUGAUAUUGUCAGACAUGUUGCAAGUUUGUUCCAAUAAGUUCGAUACAGUCAUGAUAUACUAAUAUUGUUACAACCUUGUGUGUCGUCAACCUUGUAACAUUCUUCUUGUAUCAAGACUGUAUAAGACUUGUUAGAACAACCUUGUAACAAGUCUGAUAAUGCCGUCAAAGAGCUUGUUCCAAACUUGUUACAAUAACUGCAUGAAUGGAACAAGCAGUGCGAACACAACUUGUUGACAGGCAACUUGUUCGCAGAUCUGGAGGUAUAAAGUACAACAUUUAAUAGAAUAUGCAUACAUGAAUAUAUAGUACACAAGUUUUCUUUUAAUUAAAGAAUAGCACUAUAGUUUUAUGAAUUGAUAACGUGAAUAACGGCCCGUUAGAUCAAUUAAAACUGUUUACGACCUUCAUAUAGCUAUACCUUUCUCAUGGCCGAAUGACUGAAUGAAGUUCAUGCUCCAUAUAUAUAGAGAGAGAGAGCUCACUGGUUUAGUUAAGGUUUUCCUUCUGUGGUAACACUGCACCUCUUGGGAGACGAUUUUGACUACUGUGAAAGCAGUUGUUUUAGUAUAAUAAGAGAGAUCAAACCAGCUCAAGUGUGAAUGUGCCAAUGUGGUGUUUAAAUACACCUACAAGACUCAAUGUAAAGUUUCAUUAUAUAUUUAUAAUUUUAUUUUUCAGUUUGCUCCGAUGUGAAUGAAGCGAUCUGUAAACGUGCAGAUAUCAGAAAAGAUUGUAAUUUUUCCAAGAAAACACGUAUCACGAGAUUUUUGUGUCCAGUUACCUGUGGGGCCUGCGGGGAUUUUGGUAAGUGGAAUAACUAUGUCUUGCAUAAUAUCACAAGAAACCUGCACUUGGAGACUUUAUAUCACCGCCGUCGAAUUAUUAAGUUAUAUAUCAUUCAUAGAAUGUCUAAUUGUCCAGUUUACUCUGCCAGGUCAUAGCCUAUCGAAGGGAAGAUGGCUGUGAAACUCAUUAGAAUAACAAUAUAACUCAUUAUCUAUGUUAGUCAACGUUUAUUUAUAAAUCUGGUCCGUCACGUGCGUAUUGUAUUUUUGCCCAACUAACCAAUAGCAAUGUUUUAGAAAAGUUACCUACCCCUGACUCGAACAAUAGGGUAAACUGGAAAUUGCUAUUGGUAGAUUUGGCAAAAAUACAAUGCACACAUGACGGUGAAGGCCCAGAUUUACGAAUAAACGUUGUAUGAAUAGACUAACAUAGAGUUAUACGGGGUGUAUAAAAAAAACUGAGCAGAUUUGAAAUUGCUCUCAAUUUCGCAAAACAGCUCGAGGUAUCAAGUUUUUGUUAUAUAUAGAUUCCUUGAGUAUACCCAUAAUAUAGAAUAAUGGAAAAAUACUCCAACUUAAAUUGUGUAAACCAGGGGGGUGUUUCUUUUCCAACAAACUAAAAAUGAUGUUUCGCUCGCUACUCUGGUUUAAAUAAAUGAUUACAAAGCCCAGUCGAAUUGUAAUCAAGACCCAACGUUUCGACACUCCAGUCUAGUGUCUUCAUCAGGGGUGAUCUAAAACUGCGAUCGUGGCUUCUUAAAUACCCAAGGGAUGACGUCACCUGCCAAGAAGAUGCAUAUAUUCCUCUGGCAAGUAGGCACUGUCAUCCCUAUUCAAAGCAUGAUGACUCAUAUUUAUAUGCCACGCUUCUAGGCAAAGUCUUUGACCAUAGCGAUUGUUUGUGGUAAUUACUUUAGAGUUUUCCCACGCAAUCUCGUGUUUGGUGUAACAUACAUGUUCGGCUAAAGCUGAUUUUCCCUUGUCUAAAGUUGAAACAGCCUUUUGAUGUUCUUUUAGCCGUGUACCAAACUGGCGUUUAGACCGACCCAAAUACUCUUUGUCGCAGUCACCGCAUGGUAUAGAAUAUAUAGCAUGAGUCUUCUGAUUUGUUUCAACAGGAUCUUUUGGCUUUGCGAAAAUAUGGCCUAAAGUCAAAUAGGGUUUUAAGGCAACCUUAAUAUUACAACCCUAUUUGACUUUAGGCCAUAUUUUCGCAAAGCCAAAAGAUCCUGUUGAAACAAAUCAGAAGACUCAUGCUAUAUAUUCCAUACCAUGCGGUGACUGCGACAAAGAGUAUUUGGGUCAGUCUAAACGCCAGUUUGGUACACGGCUAAAAGAACAUCAAAAGGCUGUGUCAACUUUAGACAAGGGAAAAUCAGCUUUAGCCGAACAUGUAUGUUACACCAAACACGAGAUUGCGUGGGAAAACUCUAAAGUAAUUACCACAAACAAUCGCUAUGGUCAAAGACUUUGCCUAGAAGCGUGGCAUAUAAAUAUGAGUCAUCAUGCUUUGCAUAGGGAUGACGCAGCCUAGACCUAGGCCUUCUAGUCACUUAUUUAUAUUUUUUCAUAUUCAGCGCUUUUUCACAUGAAAAGACUGGGACUAGGUGAUUUGGGGGCGGUGCGGAGGAACCAAGCCUAGAAGGCCUAGUUGAUUUCCCAACAACAUGGCCAAAACUGCCCUGAAACUGCCCUGGUUGCGAAAUGCCCAAUUAUUGCGUUCUCAAACAGAAUUACUUGCAACUUAACGGCGAAUUUAAACCGAUACAGGUAAAAUAAACUCAUUUAUAGUAUAAACUUACUAUUUUUAUUUGUAUACACGUCUAGAAAAUCGGGGUUUUUAUCAUAAAGUUCAAAGCAACACUAUUAUUUAAUAUGUUGACAUUUACUUCACAACGUGUAGCGAAAGCACAAAAUGAGUCAAAAUAUAUACCAAAAGUAGAAUCUUUCAUGAAAUUUUGUCUUAUACACAACUACAUUAAUAUAUAUUUUCUCAAUUUUGGCAAGAAGCAGUCUUGUGUUUGUAAAAUAUACAAACACAUAUACAAUUAUAAUUUAUUAAAUAAAACGGAUACAUAUAUUAUUAGCCCGUACAUGCAGUACUGUAUAUAAAAACGUACAUUGUUUACAAAUGGUAUAUCCGUAAUAUUUGAACAAUAAUUUCAAAUUCCUCAUUCCCAAUUCGCAAAUAUAGUUAUUCAAAGCAAAACAGUAGAUUGUCUUGCGAAUAAAAGAAUUAUUAUUUUGUGCUUUCGCUUCACCUUGUCAACAUAAUAAUAUAGUGUUGCUUCAAACUUUAUGAUAAAACCCCCGAUUUUCUAGACGUGUAUACAAAUAAAAAUAGUAAGUUAUACUAUAAAUGAGUUUAUUUUACCUGUAUCGGUUUAAAUUCGCUGUUAAGUCGCAAAUAAUUCUGUUUGAGAACGCAACAAUUGGGCAUUUCGCAAUCAGGGCAGUUUCAGGGCAGUUUUGGCCUUGUUGUUGGGAAAUCCACUGUGACUAGGCCUUCUAUUUUUUCGCUUGCGUCAGGCUUGUAUCCUUCCUCCGCCCCGCCCCCAAAUCACCUAGUCCCAGUCUUUUCAUGUGAAAAAGCGCUGAAUAUUAAAAAAAUAUCAAUAAAAAUAGAAGGCCUAGGUCUAGGCUGGGGAUGACGGUGCCUAUUUGCCAGUGGAAUACAUGCAUCUCAUUGGCAGGUGACGUCAUCCCUUGGGUAUUUAAGAAGCCACGAUCGCAAUUUUAGAUCACCCCUGAUGAAGACACUAGACUGGAGUGUCGAAACGUUGGGUCUUGAUUACAAUUCGACUGGUCUUUGUAAUCAUUUAUUUAAACAAGAGUAGCGAGCGAAACAUGAUUGAUAUACCUGGUUGCAGUGAACGAACAAACUUUAAAACUAAAAAUGGCUUGCGCAGUUGCGCACCCAAAUUUAAAAGCUGUAAUCGUAUUUUGAGUUAGUGGAUGGAAACUUUGUUGGAUACUAAUAGCUGUUUUGGGAAAUUGAGAGCAAUUUCAAAUCUGUUCAGUUUUUUUUAUACACCCUGUACUGUUAUUCAAAUCUGUUCAGUUUCAGUUUUUUAUACACCCUGUACUGUUAUUCAAAUCUGUUCAGUUUUUUUUUAUACAUCCUGUAUUGUUAUUCUAUUCUAAUUAUUCCAUCUUCCCGGCUUCGAUAAGCUAUGGGCCAAUUUUCAUCCAUGUGUUGAUAUUUUUUCCAGGCAAUAACAGAGCACCUGCGCCUGCUCACACCUGUGAAGAUAAGGACCAGCGGUGUUACAAAAUGAAGGAUACUUCAUGUUGCAAAGACAACGAAAUCUUGCGAGACGUAUGCCCGAAAACGUGUGGAGUGUGUCAGAGUUAUCUUAAGUAAUAAAAUAUUUAUAGAACA
Molecule: messenger RNA, 8133 nt
Organism: Paramuricea clavata
Lineage: Eukaryota; Metazoa; Cnidaria; Anthozoa; Malacalcyonacea; Plexauridae
Source: the annotation of a GenBank genome assembly